Ilex paraguariensis (yerba mate) is the source of this 890-nucleotide messenger RNA. The record is from the annotation of a GenBank genome assembly. NCBI's taxonomy places the organism in Eukaryota, Viridiplantae, Streptophyta, Magnoliopsida, Aquifoliales, Aquifoliaceae.
AUGAACUCCCAGACAGCCGACAAUGACUCCGACCCCAUUACAACGCUCAAGCUCCAACCUGAAGAUGAUGAUCCAGAUUGUCAACCUCAAGAAGACGAAGAAAAACCAUUACCACAACAAGAAGUAGAAAGUCAACAGCACUACUACAUCACCUCCAUUCACUCCACGGUUAUUAUCAGGCAGCUCCCAUCUCAAGGCCUAUCGUUCCAACUUUGGCCUGCUGCGGCCACGCUCGUCACUCUCCUCGAUCGUCACCGCUGUGACCCUAGCAAUGGCACCACCCCUCUCUCUCCAACUCUCUCUGCCUUUUCGUCCACUUCCGGUGAAAGUUGCCGUCAAAUCCGCAUCCUCGAGCUAGGAUCAGGCACCGGUCUGGUAGGAAUCGCCGCCGCGGCAAUACUCAACGCUAGUGUCAUGGUCACGGAUCUUCCUCACGUGCUUCCCAACCUCCGGUACAAUGCGGGAGCAAACGCCGAUGUUGUGGCGGUCAACGGUGGGUCCAUCGACGUUGCGCCGCUGAGAUGGGGAGAGAAUGAUGAUAUGGAAGCUGUUGGUAGAGAUUAUGAUCUGAUAUUGGGCACUGAUGUUGUGUAUUACAAUCACCUCUAUGAUCCUUUACUCGAAACUUUGAGGUUCUUGUUGAUAGGGAGUGGGAAGAAGACGGUGUUUUUGAUGGCUCAUUUGAAGAGGUGGAAGAAGGAGUCUGCGUUCUUCAAGAAGGCGAAGAAGCUGUUUGAUGUGGAGAUAAUACACCGUGAUGAUCCGUACAAUGGGUCUAGGGUUGGGGUGGUUGUUUACCGUUUUGUAGGCAAAGUAGUACGAAAAUGAACGUUGGGCUCAGCUAAUAAGAGUUGAUGCCCAUUGGUAAACAAAAUUGUGCUAAAAGUGAG